This is a messenger RNA of Enterobius vermicularis (human pinworm), 1011 nucleotides long. NCBI's taxonomy places the organism in Eukaryota, Metazoa, Nematoda, Chromadorea, Rhabditida, Oxyuridae. The record is from the annotation of a GenBank genome assembly.
CUGCAGCAUGACGGCUCUGCGGUGGCAAACUACCAGGUAACGAGACCAAUAGCUUUGACGAAUGUUACGCAUGUUCAGAUAUCCUCACGUGCCGAUGAUAUCAGAGCUGGAUUAAUUGAUACAUUUCUGAACCUCGAAAUGAUCGAUAAUGAUAUUUAUUUGUCACGACAUCUUUUGAAAGGGCGUCAGUCUAUACCAGCUGUUUAUGGGGGUCAGGUUAUCGGUCAAGCUUUAGCUGCAGCCGCAGCUACGGUAGAUGACUCAUUCAAGCCUCACUCGUUCCACUCCUAUUUCAUUCAAGCAGGUUCCGUUCAUAAACCAAUCUUAUAUAUGAUAGAUCGAGUCAGCGACCGACGGAGUUUUUGCACACGCAUAGUCAAAGCUGUGCAAUCUGGAAAAGCGAUAUUUACUUGUCAAGCUUCUUUCCAUAAAGAUGAACCUGACGCUAUUGCCCACCAGCACAAGAUGCCUGAUGUUUCUCCACCUGAAAAACUCAUUGACUACGUGGACCUUAUGGAGAAGUAUUCUACGGACAGCAGUGUAAGGCCUGCAAUAAGGGAAAUAUUAAAAUACAGGUUCAAAGAAAUUUCGCCAGCGUUCGACAGAAUUUUUCAGCUACGACCCGUAGACCCGGAGAGGUAUGUAUUGGACUUGGAUGGAAAGGGAAUUGAGCCCCGAACUUACUUAUGGUUAAGAGCAAAGGAAAAUAUUGGAGAUGAUCCUCGAUUACAUCAGUGCGUUGCUGCUUAUAUUUCUGACUGCACAAUGCUGGACACUGCUAUGAAGUCUCACACAAGUGACGGUUUUGCACCGACGAUGGCGUUCUCUUUGGACCAUUGUAUUUGGAUGCACAGUUCAGAAUUCCGAGUUGAUGAGUGGAUGUUGUACGAAAAUUAUAGGGGCAGCAGAGGAUUCACAGAGGGCAGGCUAUGGUCUCGAGACGGUCGUUUAAUCUUGUCGACUGCUCAAGAAGGGUUAAUUAGAUCUGCCAGAAGUAAAGAUGCUGCCUAG